This is a messenger RNA of Centruroides sculpturatus (bark scorpion), 2194 nucleotides long. Its product is annotated as zinc finger BED domain-containing protein 1-like. Bases 231 to 2171 code for a protein of 646 amino acids. The transcript has 2 exons. Lineage: Eukaryota; Metazoa; Arthropoda; Arachnida; Scorpiones; Buthidae. The record is from RefSeq and is a predicted model, not a curated record. Gene Ontology annotation, molecular function: protein dimerization activity; DNA binding.
AUAGGCAAAUCAUUUAAAUACGGGUGGAGGAAGAUAAGUAUCGGGCGUCGCGUGUCGAUCGAUUAUCGAAGGCCGCCGUCGCCGCCGACCGUCGUCUUCUAAAACUCGAUUAGAGUAUAAUCGAUAGUCUGCGACGCGUGCGCAGUGGUUAUCCGCAACCGGCGACAAAUCGUCGACUCGCUCUAACGAUGAACAAUCGAUUAGCGAGUAGCAGAAACGGAAAAUAGAAAAUGGAGAUGGGCGAUAAUCCCGAAGUGAUCGUCGACAAUUUUAUUAAAUUAAUCAAACGAGAGAAGAAAGCGUCGGUGUGGAAACAUUUCGUCUUUAUCGAAGCCGGAGGUAACUUCGUCAAGUGCAUUCACUGCGAAACUAAUUUAAAAUUUUGUAACAAUACGACUAAUCUGCGCAACCAUCUAAAAUGCAAACAUCGCGAAAUAUUCGACGAUAUGGUCUCUUCCGAUCGAAACUGCGGAUACGUUUCUCAAGUUUUCCCAUCAUCUAGUGGUGAAUCAAAUGAUCCUUCAGAGAAGAAUAUAAAUUUAUCAGUUUCAGAUAUAUCAUUGAAGUUCAAAACUCCUGAAAAAAUAAAUUCUCAGCAGCAAUACAUACAGUCAUCAGUAAGUGCAAGUAUAAAAUAUGAAAAAACACAUCCACAACAAAACAAGCUAGUUGACAGUUUGGUACAAUAUUUGUGCAAAGGUAUACAUCCAUUAAAAACUGUUGAAGAACCAGGAUUUAUCAAAUUUGUAACAUUGUUGGAUCCAAAAUUUAAUAUACCAACAAGUGAGGAACUCACGGCAAAUGUUAUACCUACAAUGUAUUAUAAUAUUAAAAGAAAAAUUUUUUUUGAAUUAAAGAAAGUAGAAAAUGUUUGUUUAACAAUAGAUCUGUGGAAAAAUGGAGACGAUCAAUAUCUUGGAGUAAUAUGUCAUUUCAUUAAUGAAGAUUGGAUAUUGAAAAACUAUUUACUAGAUAUGUUAGAAGUGCCGCCACCACAUAAUUCAGACUCCUUUCAAAUAGUUUUAAACAAUAUUCUAGUCGAUUGGGAACUUCAAGAAAAAGUUAAUGUUGUUGUGUCAGAAAAUAAUGAAAACUGUAACAAAGCUAUUACUGAAUUAGGUUUUCUUCACAUUCCUUGUUUUGGCCACAUUUUAAAUCAUGCAAUAGAGAGAGGACUCAAUGCAGGCAUAGACACUGUGUUAAAAAAGUGCACAAAACUGAUUGAAUUUUUCAGUCAGUCUUCAAAGGCUAAAAAUAUUUUAGAACAAAAACAAAAUCUUCUAAAUUUACCUGUGAAUAAAUUAUCCUUAAAAGCUGAAAUAAAUUUUAAUUCUAUUUAUUCCAUAAUUAAACAAAUAUUAGAACAACAACAAGCAAUCUGUGCCACACUUGUUGAGUUAAAUGAACAUUUGCUUUUAUCAAAAGAUGAAUUAAUUGUUCUAAAGCAUAUCAAAGAAUUGUUAGAACCUUUUAUUUCAAUAAUUGAAGAUGCAACUUUUCAAAAAUAUAUGAAUAUUUCCACUUUAAAGCCAACAAUCUAUCAACUUCGACAACAUUUGACGACAAAUGUCGAAAACGAACAUUGUACAAUAAAAAAAGUCAAAGCUGCUAUGCUUGAUUAUCUAAGUGAACAAUAUCAGGGUAAAUGUCAAAGUUUUUUAUUAAGAUCUUCAUUUUUGGAUCCAAGUUUAAAAAGUUUACCAUUUCUUGACAAUGAAAAAAUGAAACUAUUAUUUUCUGAAGUGAAAGAAGAAAUGGCAAAAAUACAAAUAGUAGAAGAGUCUUCUGAGUCAAGAAAUUCAAAUGAUAUAUUAUUUAAACCUCCAAAUAAAAAGCUAAAAGGAUCACUAAAAUUAUUAUGUUCACUUUAUGGAGAUUAUCAAGAGCAUCAGACAAGUAAAGACAAAAUUUCAAAUGAAUUGAAUCAGUAUAUAGCUUCAGCUAGUAUACCAUUAGGAACAGAUGCAUUGCAAUACUGGGAAAGAAAUGUGACUAUUUUUCCAACGUUGGCAGUAUUAGCCAAAAUAAGCCUGUGUGUUCCAGCAAUAAGUGUACCUUCUGAGAGAUUAUUUACUAAUGAAGGUUUUAUUAUAAACUGCAAAAGAUGCUUGCUGAAUCCAAAUAAUGUCAAUUUAUUAUCUUGCCUUAAUUAUAAUCUUAAUAAUAAUUAAGUGAAGAUAAAUAUUAUUUAUUU